This is a messenger RNA of Capsella rubella, 2048 nucleotides long. RefSeq names its product protein MARD1. Lineage: Eukaryota; Viridiplantae; Streptophyta; Magnoliopsida; Brassicales; Brassicaceae. The transcript has 2 exons. The record is from RefSeq and is a predicted model, not a curated record. Bases 375 to 1091 code for a protein of 238 amino acids.
CUUUUAAUCUGAUUUUUGUGUGAGAGAGAGAGAGAGAAGAGAGAGAGAUCAUCAUUUCAUAUUUCAUACUAUUUCAUAGGAGUGAGCAGAGGAGACCCCAUAUGAGCAGAGCAGAAAACAAACAGUCAGAAAUUUUCAAUUAUUGUACCUCUCUCUCUCUCUUAGUCUCUUAGAUAUUAUUUAUUUUUGGUCUGAAGUCUGAACCUGAUGAUCUUUUGUUACAUGAUUCACUGAAAUCCUCCUCAUUUGCUUUCAUCCUCUCUCUCCAUGGAAGCUACUGAGUUAUGAUCAUUUCCCUUACCGCAUCUGACGACGACGUGUCUUUAUAACUAUGCUUAAUUAGAGACAAACCUAGACUCUGCUUUCUCUAGCUAAUGGCUGAUCAUCAUCAUCAUCCCCCACCACCUUCUUCUAGGAGCCACUGCGCACCAUCUCUCUUCAGCUCUCCAACUAAUAAGUUUAGGUUUUUCACUUCAAAGCUUACUCCUCCUUUCGACUCUGAUUUCUCUCUCCUCAGCCCGACCUCCAUCCUCGAAGCUGACUCCUCUCUCUUCUCCUCCAGAAACACUCAUUCCUCUUUCGAGCCCACCGCCCCUUUUCCCCAAAGGUUUCACCCUCCCGACACCUUUGGCCUCGCCGAUCUCGUUAAACACCGAGACACUAACACCAACAAACCUGUCAACAAGUUCGGCUCUAAACUCAGAGUCCACAUCCCUUCAGCUGUUUUUGGCACUAAUACCGCCAUCAGGUAUCCUCCCCAUGGACAGGGACAACUCAGUCCUUGCGUCCAGACCAAGGUCCUAUCCGUGAGCGAUGUUGACCAGACGGAGGACUACACGCGCGUCAUCUCUUACGGUCCAAACCCAACCAUCACUCAUAUCUUCGACAACUCUGUUUUCGUGGAGGCUACUCAUUGCUCUGCUCCUUUACCACCCCUAGCCUUCCGUACCGAGAGUUUUCUAAGCUAUUGCCACACCUGCAAGAAGAGUCUUGACCACAAACAAGACAUCUAUAUAUACAGAGGGGAGAAAGGGUUUUGCAGCAGCGAGUGUAGGUACCAGGAGAUGCUUCUUGAUCAAAUGGAGACCUAGCACCCCACUCACUCUCCAUCUCUUCUCUUUUCUUGAUUUUCUCACAGCACAUCUCUACUACUUAGUUCUCUGUUUCUGCAUCCUCUUCUUCUCCUUUUGUUUUGUUUUGUGUGUAUUUCUUCUAGUCAUAACCUCUCUCGCCUGCAGAUAGAUAUAUGAAAGAUAGAGAGAGGGACAGAGUUUCUGAUAACUUUUUUGUUUUUUGUCUGUGUGUACUGUCAACAUGAUGAGAGUGAGUGACUUGGAGAACUGCUGGAUAUUAUCAUAAAUCUACAUAAAAUACUGCUAUCUGAAAUCAAAACUCAAAAGCAGCAUCAAUCUAUACAAUAACUGGCUUCCUUUUGAAGAUGUGCAAGUGGCUUUCCACACUCGUUGUGGCUCUAUGCGUCUGUAAGAGGCAGAGGGUUUAAUCAACCGGACCGGAAAGUGAAAACUAAAUAUAUCAUUUUUUAACUCAAAACUCUUUUUAUUUUCUUUUCCUUUGAUUCAUCGAGAAAGGUCUCAACUAUUUCUAGGAAGCGAAUUGAACGAACUCUUGUUUCCAUCAUCCUGUGAAAUGUUUUUCUUCAUAAUAAAUAGUCUAGUAUGGUUUGGUUUAGUUUAUAGGGUAUAAAUUCUAAGCUGCAUGGAAUCGCCGAUGAAGCCACGAUUCUCGCUCCCGAAGCAGAAGCGGGUUCGGAAUCGCUUGGAAGCGUUCGGAAUCGUCUCGGAAUCGCGUUUCCUGAAAUGCGGUGUUUGGAAGCUUCUUGGAACCGUGCGAUUCAGGAAUGGGAGCGUGAUGGUGAAGAUCGGAAACGUGAUGGUGAAGAUCGGAAGCAUCAACGCUGGUUCUUCUCUUUUCUCUAAACACUAAAAAAAAAAACAAUAUUGUUGGGCUUGUUUUGGCCCACUUGUUAAAUUCUGUAUUUUUUACUUUCAAUGUUUUAGUUUAAAAUUACUCUAUAUGAUUCAAAUAAA